Molecule: messenger RNA, 3378 nt
Organism: Drosophila rhopaloa
Lineage: Eukaryota; Metazoa; Arthropoda; Insecta; Diptera; Drosophilidae
Product: dorsal-ventral patterning protein tolloid
Exons: 6
Coding region: 63-3278 (1071 amino acids)
Biological process (GO): proteolysis
Molecular function (GO): metalloendopeptidase activity; zinc ion binding; serine-type endopeptidase activity
Source: RefSeq, a predicted model, not a curated record
AGUUAGAACUUUGAACUGGUUGAAGCAACUUCGAGGAACGAGCCCCCAGAAACACCUACGAAAUGAAAACGAAAGCGAAAUUACUUGUACUCUCUGUGGGAGCCACGCUAUUAAUAUUGCUGUUGGAUUUCGCGGAAGGCAGGCGACUGAGUAGUCAGCUGCCCGAGGGCGAGUGCGACUUUGACUUUAAGGAGCAGCCGGAGGAUUUCUUCAGCAUGCUGGAUGCCCUGCCGCAGGUGAGUGGUGAAGUGGUGGCAUCACGUGGCGGAGAUGCGAUGCCAAAGGAGCCAAGGGAUUCAAAGGAGCACAGACAGUUUUCGGGAAAACGCCGGAAGCAGCCGCAAUCGCGAAGCAAAGCCAGGCUGAGAUUACCCCCGCCACUUCUCUGGACAGACGACGUAGGAGAUGUCAUCCAAGCCUCCAGUCGGAAUCAAUUUUCCAGCGGAAGGCAGCGCAGGGCUGUCACUGUGCGAAGGGAGCGCACCUGGGACUACGGAGUCAUCCCCUACGAGAUCGACGGCAUCUUCAGUGGAGCCCACAAGGCGCUCUUCAAGCAGGCCAUGCGCCACUGGGAGAACUUCACCUGCAUCAAGUUCGUGGAACGCGAUGCCAGUCUGCAUGCCAACUACAUAUACUUCACUGUGAAAAAUUGCGGUUGCUGUUCCUUUCUGGGCAAGAGCGGCAAUGGUCGCCAACCCAUCUCCAUUGGACGCAAUUGCGAGAAGUUUGGCAUUAUAAUCCAUGAACUGGGCCACACCAUUGGCUUCCACCAUGAGCAUGCUCGUGAUGACCGGGACAAGCACAUCAUCAUCAACAAGGCGAACAUCAUGCGGGGCCAGGAGUACAACUUCGAUGUCCUGUCGCCGCAGGAGGUGGACUUGCCACUGCUGCCCUACGAUCUCAACUCCAUCAUGCACUAUGCCAAGAACUCGUUUUCGAAGAGCCCCUACCUGGACACCAUCACUCCGAUUGGGAUUCCACCCGGAACCCCGCUGGAGUUGGGUCAGCGAAGGCGUCUCAGCCACGGGGACAUUGUCCAGGCCAAUCUCCUGUACAAAUGCGCCUCCUGCGGACGCACCUUUCAGCAGAACUCCGGCAGUAUUGUCAGUCCCCACUUUGUUUACUCGCCAAAUGGUGUGCUCGGCGACUUCGAGGGUAGUGGAGAUGGCGGCGAAGCUGGAGAGGAUUCCCCUCCGGCAUCCGAAUUCGAUGCCUCCCUGACCAACUGCGAGUGGCGCAUCACGGCCACCAAUGGCGAGAAGAUCAUCCUGCAUCUGCAGCAGCUGCAGCUGAUGAGCUCCGAGGACUGCACGCAGGAUUACCUGGAGAUCAGGGAUGGCUACUGGCACAAGUCGCCGCUGGUCAAACGCCUCUGCGGAAAUGCCAGCGGGUUGGUCAUCACCACCCAGACGAGUCGCAUGCUCCUCAACUACGUGAACCGGAAUGCGGGCAAAGGUUAUCGAGGGUUUAAGGCGAAGUUCGAGGUGGUUUGUGGAGGUGACAUCCUGCUGACCAGGGAUCAGUCCAUCGACUCGCCCAACUAUCCGCUGGACUACAUGCCCGACAAGGAGUGCGUGUGGCGCAUAACUGCUCCCGAGAAUCACCAGGUGGCCCUGAAGUUCCAGAGUUUUGAGCUGGAGAAGCACGAUGGCUGUGCCUACGACUACGUGGAAGUGAGAGAUGGGAAUCACAGUGAGUCCCGGCUGAUAGGACACUUCUGUGGGGACAAGCUGCCGCCCAAUAUAAAAACCCGCGGUAAUCAGAUGUACAUCCGUUUUGUAUCCGAUGCUUCGGUGCAAAAGCUGGGCUUCUCCGCCGCCUUGAUGCUGGAUGUGGACGAGUGCAAAUUCACGGACCACGGAUGCCAGCACCUGUGCAUCAACACCUUGGGCAGCUAUCAGUGUGGCUGCCGGGCGGGGUAUGAGUUACAGGCCAAUGGAAAGACCUGCGAGGAUGCCUGCGGCGGAGUGGUGGAUGCCAGACGGUCCAAUGGCUCACUCUUCUCACCCUCGUAUCCGGAUCUCUAUCCCAAUUCCAAGCAGUGCGUUUGGGAGGUGGUUGCUCCGCCGAACCACGCGGUCUUCCUGAACUUCACCCACUUCGAUUUGGAGGGCACGCGAUUCCACUACACCAAGUGCAACUACGACUAUCUUAUAAUCUACUCCAAACUGAGGGAUAAUCGGCUGAAGAAGAUCGGUAUUUAUUGUGGGCAUGAAUUGCCCCCAGUGGUGAACUCCGAGCAGAGUGUCCUUCGGCUGGAGUUUUAUUCGGAUCGCACAAUACAGCGGAGUGGAUUUGUGGCCAAGUUUGUGAUAGAUGUCGAUGAGUGCUCCAUGAAUAAUGGUGGCUGCCAGCACAGGUGCCGGAAUACCUACGGAUCCUACGUGUGCAGCUGCCGGAAUGGAUACACUCUGGCCGAGAACAGGCACAAUUGCACGGAGACGCGUUGCAAGUUCGAGAUCACCACCUCGUACGGAGUGCUCCAGAGUCCGAAUUACCCGGAGGACUAUCCCCGCAACAUCUACUGCUACUGGCACUUUCAGACCGUUUUGGGCCACCGGAUUCAGCUGACGUUCCACGACUUUGCGGUGGAGAGCCACCAGGAGUGCAUCUACGACUACGUGGCCAUCUACGACGGUCGCUCCGAGAACAGCUCCACCCUGGGCAUAUACUGCGGUGGGCGGGAGCCCAACGCCGUGAUCGCCUCCUCCAACGAGAUGUUCAUGGUCCUGGCCACGGAUGAGGGUCUGCAGAGGAGGGGCUUCAAGGCCACCUUCGUUUCGGAGUGCGGGGGCUAUCUGAGGGCCACCAACCACUCGCAGACCUUCUACUCCCAUCCGCGGUACGGAAGCAGGCCGUACAAGCGGAACAUGUACUGCGACUGGCGCAUCCAGGCGGAUCCGGAGAGCAGUGUCAAGAUCCGGUUCCUGCACUUCGAGAUCGAGUACUCGGAGCGGUGCGACUACGACUACCUGGAGGUCACCGAGGAGGGCUCCUCGAUGAACACGAUCCACGGCAGAUUUUGCGGCAAGCACAAGCCGCCGAUCAUCGUUUCCAAUUCGGACACCUUGCUGCUGCGAUUCCAGACGGACGAGAGCAACUCCUUGAGGGGCUUUGCCAUCUCCUUCAUGGCCGUGGAUCCGCCGGAGGACUCCGCCGGGGAGGACUUCGAUGCGGUCACCCCCUUUCCGGGCUACCUCAAGAGCAUGUACUCAUCGGAGACGGGCAGCGAGCACCAUCCGCACGGCCACCUCCUUCCGCCCAGCAGGCUGGUCUAGUUUCUAGUUUCUAGUGGGAAGGAUGCGGAAGGAUCUUUACUGAUUGUUGUUGAAAUUUGUAAAUAGAUUGUGAAUAAAACUCAUUUCGAAUUAACUCAUA